This is a messenger RNA of Neltuma alba, 854 nucleotides long. RefSeq names its product P34 probable thiol protease-like. The annotation marks the transcript as partial. Lineage: Eukaryota; Viridiplantae; Streptophyta; Magnoliopsida; Fabales; Fabaceae. The record is from RefSeq and is a predicted model, not a curated record. The transcript is spliced from 3 exons. Gene Ontology annotation, molecular function: cysteine-type peptidase activity. Gene Ontology annotation, biological process: proteolysis.
AUGAGUUUGCUUGCUACUAAAAUCUUCCUCCUUUUCCUGGUUUGGUAUGCUUCCAUUUCUCUUACCUCUUCUUCCAGUGUGCCGGAUGAGUAUUCCCGUUCGAACCUGGAUCUAGACAAUCUCGUUUCUGACACACAAGUGUUCCAUCUAUUCCAAAUCUGGAAGAAGGAGACAGGACGAGAAUACCAAAAUUUGGGAGAGGAGGCAAUAAGAUUUGAAAUCUUCAAAAGCAAUUUGAAGGAAAUCAGAGAGAAAAAUGCAGAAAGGAAGUCAGCCAGUGACUACAGCUUGGGUUUGAACGAAUUCUCAGAUAUGACGUACGAAGAGUUCAGCAAAAUGUACUUGCAUGAGACAGAGGAACCAAUGAUGGAAAUCAACAAUAGCGAAAUGAUAUUGAACGACGCAUCAUGUCCAGAUGCACCCUCUUCCUGGGAUUGGAGGACCAAAGGAGCUGUAACUCGUGUUAAAAACCAAGGCAGAUGUGGUUCUUGUUGGGCAUUCUGUGCGACCGGAGCUAUGGAAGGUAUAAAUCAGAUAGUCACUCAACAGCUUGUAGCACUUUCUGAACAACAACUCGUAUCUUGCUCCGGAAGUGGAGGCUGCAAGGGAGGGUCGACCUUCAAUGCAUUUAAAUAUGUCAUCAAGCAUGGUGGUAUUGCCUCAGAAAAAGUUUACCCAUAUACAGCUAACGCUAGUGCUUGCAAUUCUGCAGCGGCUGCAAACACAAUUGCUACUAUCGAUGGCUAUCAUGAUUGGUCGAAACCUAUAUCUGAAAGUUCCCUCCGUUGUUAUGUUUACAAGCAACCUGUUAGUGUUUACAUAUAUGGAAGCCGGAUUUUUUGCGCUACAAAAGU